Messenger RNA from Delphinapterus leucas (beluga whale), 2945 nucleotides. It is a transcript of the gene TMC8, whose product is annotated as transmembrane channel like 8. Lineage: Eukaryota; Metazoa; Chordata; Mammalia; Artiodactyla; Monodontidae. Gene Ontology annotation, cellular component: plasma membrane. The record is from RefSeq and is a predicted model, not a curated record. Gene Ontology annotation, molecular function: mechanosensitive monoatomic ion channel activity.
CUGAGCCGAGCGGAGCCGGGGCUACCGGCGGAUAAGGGGCGGGGCCUGCGCCCAGCCGACCGCAGCCCCGCAGGGUCAGACCUUCGGCCCAGAAGCCGCGGGUCCCCCGUGGGGAGAGGAAGGGCCCGACCCCCGCCCAGCGCGCACGCGCAGCGCCUCACCUGCCUGCUGGCGCUCCGCGCCCCCUCAGGAAGUGCGGGCCUCAGUGGAGCGCGGAGGAAGUGCCGGAGGCGGGGGAGAGAGGAGUGCGGGGAGGCGACGGCUAGGGGUGCUGGGGUUCCUGUCAUAUGACCCCUCCCCUCGGCUCUCUCGCAGCCCCGCCGGGAGUGGCGGGAGCCAGUCGGAGGACGGUCUCUAGGUCCCUUGUCCCCAGAGAUGCUGAGGCAGUGGUCGGUGCAGGCCUCAGGGGAGCCAGAACCUGAGCCGGCCGGCGAGGAGCUGUGGGAGCAGGAGAUGGAGCGGCUGUGCUCCUCCCAGGAACCUGUGCGGGUGCUGCCCUACGCCAUGGUGGACAAGCGCUUCAUCCGGCAGCUGCGGGAGCCUGAGGGGGUGAAGACCUCGUGCUGGCAGCAGUGGCGUCGCAGGCAGCAGACUGCAGGACGGCGCCUGGGGGAGGCAGCACGGCGGCUGGCCCGGGGCUGUGGUCUCUGGGAGGGGGCUCUCUACGAGAUCGGGGGCCUCUUUGGCACCGGAAUCCAGUCCUACUUCACCUUCCUUCGCUUCCUGCUGCUGCUUAACCUCCUGACCCUUCUUCUGACCACCAGCUUCGUCCUGCUGCCCCUGACCUGGCUCCGCCCCCCUGACAGAGGACCUGCUCUGAACUUCACCCUCCAGUGUCCUGGUGGCCACCAACCCCAGACUGGUGUUCCCAAGUUCAACAAUCUACUUUGGAAUGUUUUAACCGGCAGGGCCUUCAACAACACCUAUCUCUUUUACGGCGCGUACCGAGCGGGGCCUGAGAGCAGCUCAAUAUACAGCAUCCGCCUGGCCUACUUACUGAGCCCACUGGCCUGCCUGCUCCUCUGCUUCUGUGGGAUUCUACGGCGGAUGGUGAAGGGGCUGCCACAGAAGAUGUUCCUGGGCCAGGACUACAGGUCACCUCUCAGCGCCAAGGUCUUCUCUUCCUGGGACUUCUGCAUCCAGGGGCAGGAGGCAGCCACCAUCAAGAAGCAUGAGAUCAGCAACGAGUUCAAGGUGGAGCUGGAGGAGGGGCGUCACUUGCUGAUGGUGCAGCAUCAGACCCGGGCUCAGAGGGCCUGCCACCUGCUCACCUACCUGCGGGUCAACAUCCUCAUCGGGCUCCUGGUGGUUGGGGCCAUCAGUGCUAUCUUCUGGGCCACCAAGUACUCGCAGGACAACAAGGAGGAGUCCCUGUUUCUGCUGCUCCAGUACCUGCCCCCUGGGGUCAUCGCCCUGGUCAACUUUCUGGGUCCCCUGCUGUUUGUUUUCCUGGUCCAGCUGGAAAACUACCCUCCCAACACUGAGGUCAACCUCACCCUUAUCUGGUGUGUGGUGCUGAAGCUGGCCAGCCUGGGAAUGUUCUCCUUCUCGCUGGGGCAGACUUUGCUGCGCUUUGGCAGAAACAAGACCAGCUGUGAGUCCUACGGCUACAACGCAUGUGACUACCAGUGCUGGGAGAACUCGGUGGGGGAGGAGCUGUACAAACUCAGCAUCUUCAACUUCCUCCUCACGGUGGCCUUCACCUUCCUUGUCAGCCUGCCUAGGAGGCUGCUGGUGGAGCGGUUCUCGGGCCGGUUCUGGGCCUGGCUGGACCGGGAGGAGUUCCUGCUGCCCAAGAACGUGCUGGACAUCGUGGAGGGACAGACAGUCACCUGGAUGGGCCUCUUCUACUGCCCCCUGCUGCCCCUGCUUAACAGCAUCUUCGUCUUCCUCACCUUCUACAUCAAGAAGUACACCCUGCUGAGGAACUCCAGGGCGUCCCCUCGGCCAUUCCGCGCCUCCAGCUCCAUCUUCUUCUUCCAGCUGGUGCUCAUCCUGGGCCUGCUCCUGGCCGCUGUGCCCCUGGGCUAUGUGGUCAGCAGCAUCCGCUCCUCCUGGGACUGUGGCCUCUUCACCAACUACUCAGCCCCCUGGCAGGUGGUCCCAGAGCUGGUGGCCCUCCGGCUCCCACCCCCUAGCCAGCGCAUCCUCCACUACCUGGGCUCCCACGCCUUCAGCUUCCCCCUCCUCAUCCUGCUCAGUCCCAGGCCAGCGCGAGGGCCAUCCGGGGGCUCCGGAAGCAACUGGUGUGGGCACCCUACACAACCUCCUGUGAUUCCUCCUUCACGUGUGAGACCACUGAGACCCACAGACGUUAUGAGUCAGCAAGGGGCAGAGCUCAGAUCUGACCUGCAUCAGGAGACACUCCGAGUGUGGGCCCCGGGAGGUAGCGGAGCCCGCUGCCCAGGAAGGCAGGGCUGCAUCCAAGAUUCCCAAGCCUCCGGUGCCGAGGCUGCAGAGGUUCUCAAUCUGUGGUUCUCAGCCUUGGAGAACUCCUGAGAAGCCCCGUCAGAUGCUGGCCCUGUGCCAGCGAUUCUGACGCAAUUGGUCCAGGUGCAGCCAGCAGCCAGACAUCUGGACUUUCUAAAGCUCCCAGGUGACCCUCACCGGCAGCCAGGGUUGAGGAUUGCUGGCCUAAAGAGCCGUCAGGAGGGAAGGUCAGGAGAAGCCCCAGGACGUGCUUGAUGAGGCUCCACUUCCAGCAGCAGGAGGCCAGCGCCUGGCUGGAUUCCCAGCCUGGACACGGCAUCUGGGCGGCUCUGGCCCGGCGCCCUCAGUCCAGGGGCUUCACGUGGUCAUUGCAGUCUUGGCUGGUUCAGCUACCUCCUGUCGCUGUCCCUCUCUCUCACUCACCCAGCAUCACAUGACCCAUCCGCCUGUCAACAAGUGCCGGGCCCUGUUCUGGGGCUGGUGAUGAGACUGCGGGAGACACGGGGAGCUACGUG